Messenger RNA from Trematomus bernacchii (emerald rockcod), 5698 nucleotides. It is a transcript of the gene mgat5, whose product is annotated as alpha-1,6-mannosylglycoprotein 6-beta-N-acetylglucosaminyltransferase. The record is from RefSeq and is a predicted model, not a curated record. NCBI's taxonomy places the organism in Eukaryota, Metazoa, Chordata, Actinopteri, Perciformes, Nototheniidae. Gene Ontology annotation, cellular component: Golgi apparatus. The coding region runs from base 340 to 2565 and encodes 741 amino acids. The transcript has 17 exons. Gene Ontology annotation, biological process: protein N-linked glycosylation. Gene Ontology annotation, molecular function: alpha-1,6-mannosylglycoprotein 6-beta-N-acetylglucosaminyltransferase activity.
GGCAGAGCAAAACACACUGCCUGAAAUCUCUCCAGUCUGCUCAACGAAACGACGUCUCCUCUGUCGCUCUUCCCUCUGGAUUUCAAGUCUUAUUACCCCUUUAUUUCACCACCGUGGGCUACAGAGAGAAAAGAGUAAAAAGGAUGCAACCGCUGGGUCCUCUGAGAUGUUACUGAGCGAUGAGGAUGGGUCAGAGAAGGAAAUCCCGCCGGUGAACCACCCCCCAAAAGAAAAACCCCUCAGCUUCAUCCACUGACAGCGCCAUGCCCCGCCUGCCCUCCUGAUUUCCCUCCCACCACUCUACACCUUCCCUCCCAUCAUCCUCUCUCUUCAGUCAGCAUGGCGACUCCUUUCCUGUGGAAGCUGUCCUCUCAGAAACUGGGCUUCUUCCUGGUGAGCUUCGGCUUCAUCUGGGGCAUGAUGCUGCUGCACUUCACCAUCCAGCAGAGAGCCAGCCACGAGAACAGCGCCGUGCUGAGGCAGCAGAUCCUGGACCUGAGCAAGAGAUACAUCAAAGCGCUGGCCGAGGAGAACCAGAGCGUCAUGGACGGGCCCUACGUGGGAACCAUGACGGCUUAUGAUUUGAAGAAGACCCUUGCAGUGCUGCUGGAUAACAUCAUGCUGAGGCUCGGUAAGCUGGAGUCCAAGGUGGAAAACAUCUACAACAGCACGGGGAGCAACCUGACCAUCGGCACCGGCACCAUCGUACCCAGCGCCACUAACUCAGAAAAAGUUAACGUGGCAGACCUCCUCAAUGGAGCCCAGGAGAAGUGCGAGCUGCCGCCUAUGGAGGGUUUCCCACACUGCGAGGGCAAGGUCACGUGGAUGAAGGACAUGUGGCGCUCUGACUCCUGCUAUGGAAACUAUGGCGUUGAUGGAUCCACCUGCUCUUACUUCAUCUACCUGAGCGAGGUGGAGAACUGGUGUCCUCGCCUUCCCUGGAGGACAAAGACCCUGAAUGACGAAAUAGACAGGAGGGGACAGGCGGAGGUGCGGACCAGUUUCGAGGAGCUUUACCGCGUCAUGUCUGCGCGUGAGGAGUUUCGCUGGAUGAUGCUGAGGAUCAAACGCAUGGCCGAUCCGUGGGUCAGCGCCAUUCGCUCGUUGGCCAGCAAGCAGAACCUGGUCCCGCGCCGCAGGAAGAAGGUCCUGGUGCAUUUGGGCCUGCUGACCAAGGAGUCGGGCUUCAAAAUCGCCGAAAACGCGUUCAGCGGAGGCCCGUUGGGGGAGCUGGUGCAGUGGAGCGACCUGAUCACCACGCUGUAUCUUCUGGGACACGACGUCCGCAUCUCCGCCUCUCUGGCCGAGCUCAAAGAGAUUAUGCGCAAGGUCAUGGGGAACAAGUCCAGCUGCCCGACCCAGGGUGAUAAGGUGGUGGAGCUGAUCUACAUCGACAUCGUGGGCCUCACGCAGUUUAAGAAGACACUGGGGCCGUCCUGGGUGCAUUACCAGUGCAUGCUGCGGGUGUUGGAUUCUUUCGGGACAGAACCAGAGUUUAACCACGCCCACUACGCCCAGGCCAAGGGUCACAAGACACCGUGGGGGAAGUGGAACUUGAACCCACAGCAGUUCAACACCAUGUUUCCUCACACCCCUGACAACAGUUUCCUGGGCUUCGUGGUGGAGCAGCACCUCAACGCCAGCGACAUCCGGCACAUCGACGACGUCAAAAGACACAACCAGUCGCUGGUUUACGGCAAAGUGGACAACUUCUGGAAGGAUAAAAAGAAAUACCUGGACAACAUCCACAGCUACAUGGAGGUCCACGGCACCGUGCACGGCACCAGCACCGUGCACCUGCCCAGCUACGUCAAGAACCACGGCAUCCUGAGCGGCCGAGACCUGCAGUUCCUCCUCCGGGAAUCUAAGUUGUUUGUGGGUCUCUCCUUCCCCUACGAGGGUCCCGCCCCCCUGGAGGCCAUCGCCAACGGCUGCGCUUUCCUGAACCCCAAAUUCACGCCUGCGAAGAGCAGCAAGAACACAGACUUCUUCAAGGGCAAACCCACGCUGAGAGAGCUGACCUCCCAACAUCCGUACGCUGAGGUGUACGUCGGUCAGCCCCACGUCUGGACGGUGGAUAUCGAAAACCCUGUCGAGGUGGAGAACGCCAUCCGCUCCAUCCUCAGCCAGAAGAUCGAACCCUACCUGCCCUAUGAGUUCACCUGUGAGGGGAUGCUGCAGAGAGUCAACGCCUUCAUCCAGAACCAGGACUUCUGCCACGGCCAGGUGAUGUGGCCCCCCCUCAGCGCGCUGCAGGUGAAGCUGGCAGAGCCGGGUCGAUCCUGUAAGCAGAUCUGUCAGGAGGAGCAGCUCAUCUGUGAGCCCUCCUUCUUCCAGCACCUCAACAAGGACACGGACCUCGCCAGGUUCGGGUUGGACUGUCAGACGGUGGAGUCGAGUGCGGACACGUUGGUCCCGGCGUACAGCAAGAAGCGGCGUCACUGCAUCUUCCAGUCCGACCUGUUGCUGUUCAGCUGCGCCGGCGCUCACAGCUCGCUGCACCGCAUCUGCCCCUGCCGCGACUACAUGAAGGGCCAGGUGGCGCUGUGCAAAACAUGCCUAUAGCACCAACACACACUCUGACGGAGGGGGAGAGGGGGCAGCUUGUGAGUGUGUGUGUUUCAAACAUCCAUCAAACACACACACCAGACUUUUAUUUUGUGGGAAGCUAACUGAGCAUUCAUCAUAUUUAUUGUUUCCCGCGCUGCUGGGAGCGAAGCAGCCGAUUCCCCGAGUCCUGGAGGAGGCGCUGUGAAAAUACUUGAAUCAAGAAAGGGAGUUUUAUUACUGCUCCUCUGCAGACGGCACAUAUCAGAGACAGCUGCCUGUCUGUCUGCAGCGAGGACGCUCCAACCCCUCCAUAAACCCCCCAAACUCUUUACUCUUUAGGUAGGUUUGCACUGGACAGCAUGCCUGAAGGCCCAAAUCCCCUCCACACACACACAUUUACACACACACACACUGACAUGGGGAGGCUAACAGACGGCGGCUAAAGAAGAACCAGUUUUACACUGUAACCUCUUCUGGAUAAAAACGUGAUUUAUUGUAGAUAUCUAGAUUUUUAUCCUGGAGGUUUUAUUUCCUUACGCAUACCCCAAGACUGAAAAGAAGUCCCUUUAUAGACAGGAACGUGUGUGUCAGCUAGGGCUGGGCGACAAUAUUGUAGGGUGGCUUUCACAGAAUGAAUGACUAGGUAAAUAAUACAACAGCCUCAACAGUGGGGUCAAUUCACAAAUGUGCAUCAUCUUAGCCUUUAAAACCAGGAAAAGACAACACCCAAAAUAUAAGACAAUAGUUGGUAUUUAUCUCAAUAAAAUGUGGAUGUAUCGCCCAGCCCGAGGGUCUGACACAGGCGCGGUCGCCCCCUCGAUUUGAAUAGUCUCUCAUUUAAUUUGCACACUUGUUUUAAAGGAUAUCGUUUUAUUUAAAAGUGUGUGUGUGCUUCUAAGAGGCCAGUAAUAUUUCAGCACAUCAUGCGGUACUACACACACACACACACACACACCGAGGGAUGAGGAUUCUCUAGAGCGGAAGCUGACGUGUUUAUGGUGUUUAGUCGUAGAUGAGGAAUCAACCAAAUGUUUAACAAACACUCCACAACUUGCAGAGGAAUCUGUCAGUGUCUGAAUGUGCAACAGCAGAGCCACGCUCAUCUCCAUCUUCCUGUGAAAUCAAAAACACGCCAACGCAAAAAACCUCGCAUCUCCUCGUUUCUGUUCGCUAGGAUCCCAAUUCGCCUUGUGCAGAUUUGCGAAGAAAAAAUUAAGAUAAAAGUCCAAAUUGGUAGUUGUUGUGGUGAAUGGAAACAUAUGCACUACGGUAGUCUAUUGGCAGAGGUUUAGCGAGAUAUUAGUAACACUGUAUAUUGUUCAUAUGGGUUUGCUUUUUUAUUUAUUUUGUAUACAGAUCUUUAUCGCUGUGUUUUGCUGGAAAUCUCAGUUUUUUUUAUUUAUAGGAGGUCGGUGACGUUCUUUUUUCUUUUUAUAGUUUUUUAUUUAUGGAGAGUAAUUUAAAAGUAAAGCUUGCUUAUCUGCAAGUCUAUGUUCGAGACGAGGGGGGCUUUGUCCGCUGCUGCUCAGAUUUAAAACUCAAUUCUAAGAUAUGGGAUAUUUCUUUUACAUUUUCUAUACAAAUACAAAUUCAACAAGCUUGUCGAUGAGGCUGGUUAUUUCAUCAUUGAUUUUGUGUGUUUUAAAGAAAAUGUUAAUGAUAUUUUAUUCCUUAAAGUGUUCUAAAAACUUGCAUUAGGGUUGGUUUUAAAUCCAAGUCUAAAAUAGGGCUGAAAAAAACAAAUUACUAUCAUUUUGGGGGAUAUUGCGAUAUAUAUAUUAGGAUCUGAACCAAACGAGGACUUUUUAUUAAGUCUGUUUAAAACCAGGACUUUUUUGCAAAACCAUAAAACUACAAUCAGAUAUUUUCAAAUGGUUUGACUUUACAGAGUAUUGCACUUACUGCGAUUUAGCAAGUAUGUGUGUUAAUGUGCAUUAAGCUGGCCUGCAGUGGACAAACGCUCCUGGUUGUAUCGUGACGGCAGCCUCACACAAUUUGUGCUUUGAUUUCCAAUCUCAGUUUUUCUUGUUUGCACACGAGUGGAUUCAGUCUGUGUGCGCUCGGACUGAAUCCACUUCUGUUUUUUUUUACUUUUAUAAACAGGUCAGUGAUCUGCCGCCAACUUUUCAAAGAACAUGACGUGCCUUUUCAUGCUUCAGUUUCUGUUUGAUGAUCAGCGGCUGUCAGAAAAAGAAAACACACACACACUCGUGACGCAGCCUUCAGUCCCACAUCUCCACAGAUUUUCUUUCUCCUGAAUCACUUUUCUUGUUCACUUUGAAUUAUUUUGUAUCUAAUCUUAAUAUAUUACUGGUAAAAUCACCGAAUUGAAUCAGCCCAAACCUUGUGAUUAGUUAGUUGCUGGAAAAGUAAAUAACACCAGUGUUUAUUAAGCUUAGAAAACAUUCAAGCCUAUCAGUGGAUUGACAUGUUUGACAGUAAUCAGAUGACAUGACAGUUAUUUGAAACACAUCUGUUGGAUUCCCUUUUUCCUAUUUAAUGUAUCAUUUUCCUACAUGACCAUGCGUAAACUAGUGAGUAAUCAGAUUACUGCAGCAAGUGUUUCAUCAUAAACUGAUUACUUUAUGCACGUGACUUCCUUCAGAUAACAACAGUGAUGUUAUCCUUUCAUUUACAGGAUAAAGCUUAAUAUAUACUUUAUUUACUGUCAACAAAUCCAUGUUAUGGCCCAAAACCAGCUCUGUCUGUGGGUUUGCUGACAAUAAGAGAAUAUAAGCAGAGUAAGGAUGGUUGAAUUCAGUACAUACUAUGAGUUGAAAUCAAUGGUUUUAGUUAUUUUUACAAGAAAAAAAGCAAGAAAAGCCGGGUACACGUUUGUUGUUGCAGCCUUAUUUACUUUCUGUUAGUCAAAGCAUGCUGUUAUUGAUCAGAUUAUCAAUGAGAACAAACUGGUUUCUUCACCAUAUCUGUCUUUGUUAACCUCGGCAUUGAAUGUCUCCAUUGUAAACAAACAAACAAACAUGCUACGUCAAGUCAAACGGACAUUUAUCAAUCUUUGUUUAUGAAUCUGUGAUGAUUGUGGUUCAAGCAGCGAACGGAGAAUAAUUCAAUGACACAUUUUUUUGUUUUGACGAGUAAGAGGGAUAUAACUUUAUUUUUAAAUAAACCUUUUUUCUGUGACAAAAGG